AUGGGAUCCCAGCCAAGAGCAAAAGGCUCGCAGAAAGUAACCACCAAUGAUCCCCAGAGAGAGUACCAAGGAUGGAACGCUGACAUUCAUUUCGCCAGGAUCGAUGUGACCGUCCUGCCUCUGCUCUUCCUCGGUCUUCUCGUUUUCCAGCUAGAUCGCAUGAACAUUGCGAGUGCAUUGACUGGUGGCUUCGCCGCUGAUAUCAACAUUUCACAGUCUACAAUCAAUUUGGGGAAUCAGCUCAUGUUUAUGGGGAUCGUGGUCUUUGAAAUACCAUGUAACAUGGCCUUGCAACGAGUUGGUCCUCGCAAGUGGAUUUCGGCUCAGGUUUUUCUCUUCGGCUUGCUUGCUACCAUGCAAGUAUUUGUUCGCAAUCGAGGAUCUUUCCUAGCUAUACGGCUGCUUUUAGGGUUCGCUGAGGCAGGGUAUAUUCCUGGUGCAGUCUACACUUUGUCGUCGUGGUAUACGAAAAGAGAAUUGGCCAAGAGAGUUGCCAUUUUCUUCUUUGGGAUGUUUGGUGGUAAUGCCUUGAGCCCUAUCCUGGCCUCUGGUAUUUUGAUGCUCGAUGGUCGACAUGGUAUUCGAGGAUGGCAGUGGCUCUUCCUGAUUGAGGGGCUAUUCACCAUCUUCGUCUCAUUCCUCCUAUCACUACUCCUACCUGGAUCACCGGAUCUUACCAGACCAUUAUUAAGCCCGGGAAUUAUCAAGUUUACGGAUUCCGAGAAGGAAAUUCUCCAAAAGCGACUGGAAACCGACAAUGGCGGAAGUACAGAGGGCGCGUAUGGCGUGAAUAUUCCAUUGAAAGUCGUCUUCCGUACUGUCGCUUGCUAUCGUCGCUGGCGGCACUUCAUUUCUACAUUCGUCGUGUUUUCAACAUGGAGUCCUCUCACCACUUACACACCUUCUAUCAUCAUGUCACUCGGCUUUGACAGAACAGCAGCAAACGCUCUAGCCGCAGUCGGCGCAUUCCUAUCACUUGGAGUGGUAUUCUUCUUCGCCUACAUGAGCGAUCGGACUAAUCUCAGAGGUGCAACUGUUAUCGCUGCUCAAGUCUGCUACCUCAUUGCCCUGAUAGUGACUCUCAAGGUCCAGCCCCAUGCUGGAAAAUGGUCCCGUUGGGGACUUUGGACUGCUGUGAAUAGUUUGGCUGUGGGAUAUCAUCCCAUACAUAAUUUCUGGGUUCAGAUUAACUGUCGAGAUCCGAGGGAGCGGAGUAUCAGCAUUGCAAUGUGGGUUAUGUCGGCGAUUAGCGGUUUGAUGGUUGGGACGCAGUAUUUCCAAGCGGGAGACAAACCAUUUUAUUCAACGGGCCUACGUACCAUGAUCAUUAUGGUAUCUGUAGGAAUCGCAAGUGCUUUCGCGCAGAUUGUUGUUUAUGUCGUUCAUAAUAAGCGUGUUGCUCAAGGCAAGCAUCAGCCCAAGGAUGGAUUGGCACCUAUGGUGUAUGUCCCUUGA
Molecule: messenger RNA, 1455 nt
Organism: Penicillium expansum
Lineage: Eukaryota; Fungi; Ascomycota; Eurotiomycetes; Eurotiales; Aspergillaceae
Product: Major facilitator superfamily domain, general substrate transporter
Exons: 6
Coding region: 1-1455 (484 amino acids)
Biological process (GO): transmembrane transport
Cellular component (GO): membrane
Molecular function (GO): transmembrane transporter activity
Source: RefSeq, a predicted model, not a curated record